Messenger RNA from Xenopus tropicalis (tropical clawed frog), 1170 nucleotides. RefSeq lists its product as uncharacterized. The record is from RefSeq and is a predicted model, not a curated record. The transcript is spliced from 10 exons. NCBI's taxonomy places the organism in Eukaryota, Metazoa, Chordata, Amphibia, Anura, Pipidae. Bases 107 to 853 code for a protein of 248 amino acids.
AAUCUUGACGUGGACAGAAGAGAUUGCAGAUGAUGAGACUGAUGAAGUAUCAACUCAUCAAAUUAAAGAAUGCCAGAAAGAGAUUUCUGUGGCUCCUAAACCUGACAUGAGGCAGGCAUCGGAACCACAGAAGGAACAACCCUCAACUACUUCUACUACAAAGCCUAAAACCAUUCCAGCUGGUUUAAAGGCAAGUAAGAAGCAAACUGUGACACAAGAAGCAACAGAUGUAAAACAUAAAGCUGAGAAUCUAACUAAAGACAACCUGCCUGUUUUCCCUAAACACCAGGGUCUUCCUAAGCCUAGUUGGACUUCUCAGAUGUUGAAGAAUAUGAUGGUAAGACAUUUGGGAACAGAAAAGGACGUAGAUCCAGAGAUUCUAUGGAAAAGCGUUUUGAGAGGCACUGGGAAAAGGACUGGGCCGGAAAUCAACGAAAAGCUAUCUGCGAUUCCUAAACCGAGCUUGGAAAAGCAGAUGCUAAAUAAAGAGUUGAAAGAACAUUUCCAGAAACAUCCAGAACUUGGAUCAAAGUGCGCCAUUCUCACUGGCGUAGGCACUUCUGACGAGCUGCUUUUAAACCCGGAAGUGAUACCUAUUCUACCUAACCCUACACUAACCCGAACUUAUAAACCACCAAAAGAAAAGUCGUUUGUAACACGGGAAAAGCUUCGACCGAUUAUAGACGAGAUGCAGGCCAGAAGUCUUCGGCAACUGACGGAGAAGGCAAAUACGAGCCAACCUGCAGAGAAGGAUGAGCCCCAAGAAGAUAGACAGAACCGAAUAGAGCGAAGUCCUUCCCUAACAUUUCACGAAAUUAUCGACACUUUUAACAAACAAGAAAGGAAGGAAUGAAUAUUGGCAUUAUUUGGAUAUUUUGCAUUGUUUGGAGCUGCAACUACAAUGAAACAGGUAUCCUCAGAAUGGCUAACGCUAACAAGACAACGUUCUGUUGAUCUGAAUCCGUUAUCUGAGGAACUGUUUGUACAGAAGCUGAUACAUGGCCAAUAAUCAGAAGAACUGCCAACAAGUUAAAAAUAAUAAAAAAAAGAGGCCAAUAUACAAGUUAUACAUAGGGGAGGGAUAUGGGUGGAUUGAUGGCCUGGCAGUUAUUGGAAAUAGGAGAGAGGGCUGGAUCCAAGAUGUGGGCCCAUAGGUCUCUAGUUACGCCU